Messenger RNA from Musca vetustissima, 1364 nucleotides. RefSeq lists its product as uncharacterized. NCBI's taxonomy places the organism in Eukaryota, Metazoa, Arthropoda, Insecta, Diptera, Muscidae. The coding region runs from base 483 to 1364 and encodes 293 amino acids. The transcript has 4 exons. The record is from RefSeq and is a predicted model, not a curated record.
AAAAUAUCAAUUUGUGUUUGCAGAUUUUUUGUUAGAAAAAACUGAGAUUCCGGACAUUAUUUGCUCGAAUAUCAGCGAGUGUCAAGAUUAUUUGCUGGACGUUAUAAGCCUCAAAUUAAAAGUUGCAAAAAAUACUAUAAAGACUUUUGAAAAAGUUGUUUAUAAAAAUAUCACAUACAAAAGUUCGUAUUUUGUAGCAACAAAAAAAGAUGAUGUAUACAAAAUUGUCAACAUCGUUGUUUCACAACUCACAGUUUAUUUGGUUUGUCAACAAGUUCUAAACAGUACGUAUUUGAAACACUACACUGCAUUUGAAAUUAUUCCAAAUGAUAAAGGAGAAUAUUCCGUUUUGAAGCUUGACGAAUUAAUUGGACCACCGGCCACAUUGAUUAAUACCGCUAAGGGAAAAUUUAUGCUUCGUUUCAAAGAAACAAUUUAAAAAUACCUUUUUCCAUGCUAAACAAUUUAUUUUUAGUUUAAAAAUGUCUGAAACAAACUCGGAGACUUUGAGCUGUGGGGAAGAAGAUGCCUUGAAAAACUUACUUAUAUCAUGGGGUAUAGAAGACAAAUUGGACAUACUCAUACGUGAACAUAUUUCUAUUGAUAUUUUGAAAAUACUAACUGAGGAACAUGUUAAAGAGCUGACACAGAAUUGGAGAAUUGGAGACAAGGCCCAGUUCAUUCACCAUUUCACAAAGUGGAGACAUGAUAUUAACCAUCCAUUUUGGGCAGAAUGUUCAAGUCCUCCAGUUUUUCCCAAAAAAGCCGAUUCGUGUAACUCAUCUGAUACGGAAGAAGUCGAUAACGUCAAUAUGUUGGAGAUAUUGCAAAGUAAUAAAAAUGGGGAACGUGUGCUACAGUUUUACGAAAAAAACAAGUUUCUCACAGAUGAACUAAGAGUUUUCAUUAUAAACAUUGCUGCCCAGCAUUUUGCAAGAAAAGACGCACCAAUGACUCUUCAAGCAAGCUACAAACUCGAAACGCAAAUAUUGUCUCUAUUUCCGACUGAAAAACUUGAAUUCUAUCGAACAGAACGUAGAGGAAAAAUUUAUGUAAAAUCCCAAAAUCUUAAAAAACAAAGCAAGCAGAUUUUUAUGCUGGAAAACGAAUCACCUACGGCGUCAAAAAAGGCUAAAAUUACUUUUGUACCUGAGGAGAAUGGAGAGGAUUUGGUGCAAGUUCUUAAAUAUGACAAGCUUUCAGCUGAAGAGUUUGAAACAAAGUGGAUUUCUUGUGCCAACUAUAGACUUAAUCAAGUACUUAACGAAUGCAGUAGCCUACGAGAGAUUCUUAAAAAGUGGCCUGAAUAUAAAUCGCAUUAUAAGUUGCGUAAUUCUACAAAAACUGUUUUAAAUUCAGAUUGA